Ipomoea triloba (trilobed morning glory) is the source of this 4151-nucleotide messenger RNA. RefSeq names its product DExH-box ATP-dependent RNA helicase DExH5, mitochondrial. The record is from RefSeq and is a predicted model, not a curated record. Bases 174 to 3806 code for a protein of 1210 amino acids. The transcript is spliced from 19 exons. Lineage: Eukaryota; Viridiplantae; Streptophyta; Magnoliopsida; Solanales; Convolvulaceae. Gene Ontology annotation, cellular component: nucleus; intracellular anatomical structure. Gene Ontology annotation, molecular function: RNA binding; ATP binding.
CAGCAUAAAAACAUUUCCACAUCUACUGGCAAGUGACAGACGGAAAGAACGAAAUCUUCUCCAUUUCGCCACCGCGCAACCGCCGAAUUGCCGCGACCCGAUCCACCGACCCGCCGCCAUUUUUCCCGACCGACCUCGAUUCUCUCUUAUUUCCCGCCGGACCUCAGCCGUUUAUGACCUGGCCUACUCUCCAAGCUUUUCACCCGCAAUUCCCCUUCCAAAACCCUAAAACCCACCGAACCAUCAGCUCCAGCGCCGACGCAUUUUCCGCCGCCGCCGUCAGGAUGAAGGACCGGAUGCCGUCUCCACACGGCGCCGUUUACGUCCCUCCUCACCAGCGCCUCCGCUCCGUCAUCGUUGCUCCCUCCGCCACUCCCCAGCCUGGUGCCACCACACCUAUCGAUUCGAAGCCGAGUUUUAGCAGCAAAACCUCAUUCCCUAAAGCUAAACCUAACAAUCCAUAUCCUUACUUGCCGCCUCACCAUCAGCUCCAACCGCAACAACAGUGUCAUUUCCGCAACACGCAGCCGCAGAAGAACCCUCAGCUUGAUGGCGUCUACGAGGAAGGCUCCCACCGUGAUUACGAGCUCCCUGUCUUCGUCGGUUCAGCCACCUCAGACAAAGUUGAUGCAUGGAAAUGGAAGAUGACCACCCUUUUACGUGACAAUGAUAAUCAAGAGAUAGUCUCAAGGGAGAAAAAAGAUAGGCGAGAUUAUGAACAGAUUGCAGCUUUAGCAAGUGGCAUGGGUUUGUAUAGCCAUAUGUAUGCAAAAGUAGUGGUUGUUAGCAAGGUUCCAUUGCCAAACUACAGGUUCGAUCUAGAUGAUAAACGUCCUCAAAGAGAGGUAAUUCUGCCACCAGGGCUGCCAAGAAGGAUAGAUGAUCACCUAAAAAAUUACCUUUCUUGUAAGCCUAGCACAGCUAUGUUUUCAAGGUCAAGCAGUAAUUGUAGUAUUGCUACUGAUGAGGGGCUUUUUGAGCUUCCUGAACCACUGCCACAUAAUACGGCUGCCAUGGAGAAUAUCAUUCGGCGGAGGAGUAUGCAAAUGCACACUGAGCAGCAGAGUUGGCAGGAAUCUGCUGAAGGUAGGAAGAUGCUUGAGUUUCGAUGUAGUCUUCCUGCUUACAAGGAAAAGGAUGCAAUAUUGAGUGCCAUUUCACAGAACCAGGUGGUUAUUAUAUCAGGUGAAACUGGUUGUGGGAAGACCACACAAAUUCCCCAAUUCAUUUUAGAGUCUGAAAUUGAAUCCAUGCGUGGAGCUGCAUGCAGUAUUAUAUGUACCCAGCCUAGAAGAAUAUCUGCUAUGUCUGUAGCUGAAAGGGUUGCCGUGGAGAGAGGGGAGAAAUUGGGUGAAACAGUUGGCUAUAAAGUUCGGCUUGAAGGUGUUAAGGGAAGGGACACACAUCUCCUUUUCUGUACCACAGGCAUCUUGUUGAGAAGAUUGCUAGUUGAUAGAAACUUGAAAGGUGUGACACAUGUCAUUGUGGAUGAGAUUCAUGAGCGUGGAAUGAAUGAAGAUUUUCUGCUCAUUGUUUUAAAAGAUUUACUCCCUCGUCGACCAGAACUAAGGUUGAUUUUGAUGAGUGCAACUUUAGACGCGGAGCUUUUUUCAUCAUACUUUGGUGGGGCUCCCGCAGUCCAUAUUCCGGGCUUUACUUAUCCAGUUCAAACACAUUUUCUGGAAAAUAUUCUGGAGAUGACGGGAUAUAGAUUGACACUGUACAACCAAGUUGAUGAUUAUGGUCAGGAGAAGGCGUGGAAAGUAAACAAGCAGGCUCCAAGAAAGAGGAAAAGCCAACUUGUGUCUGCAGUUGAGGAUGCCCUUGGAGCUGCUGACUUCAAGGAUUAUAGCCCACAGACAAGAGAGUCUCUGUCUUGUUGGAACCCUGAUUGUAUUGGCUUCAACCUUAUUGAAUAUCUUCUGUGCCAUAUUUGUGAAAAUGAGGGGCCUGGUGCUGUUUUAGUUUUUAUGACUGGUUGGGAUGACAUAAGUUCUCUUAAAGAAAAGCUCCAAUGUCAUCCUACUUUGGGAGAUGCAAGCCGGGUCUUAUUGCUGGCAUGCCAUGGUUCUAUGGCCAGUUCGGAACAGAGGUUAAUAUUCGAUGAGCCUGAAGGUGGAGUUAGGAAGAUUGUGUUGGCUACUAAUAUUGCUGAAACAAGUAUUACCAUCAAUGAUGUGGUUUUUGUUAUUGACUGCGGGAAGGCAAAAGAGACAUCAUAUGAUGCACUCAAUAAUACUCCUUGUUUACUUCCUUCAUGGAUAUCAAAGGUUUCAGCUCAACAAAGAAGGGGAAGAGCUGGACGUGUUCGGCCUGGAAUAUGUUAUCAUCUUUAUCCUAGAUGUGUAUUUGAUGCUCUUGCAGAUUACCAACUGCCUGAAAUUCUGAGAACACCUUUGCAGUCACUUUGUUUGCAAAUCAAAAGUUUAAAACUUGGUAGCAUUUCUGAGUUCCUAUCCAGGGCUUUGCAGUCACCAGAGUUGUUAGCGGUUCAAAAUGCUAUUGAAUAUCUGAAGAUCAUUGGGGCUUUGGAUGAGAAUGAAAAUCUCACUGUUUUAGGACGCUACUUAACCAUGCUUCCAAUGGAACCUAAACUUGGAAAGAUGAUUAUACUUGGAGCUAUUUUCAAUUGUUUGGACCCAGUUUUAACUAUUGUGGCUGGUCUUAGUGUUCGUGAUCCUUUCUUGGCACCACUAGACAAGAAAGAUCUAGCUGAAGCUGCGAAGGCUCAGUUUUCUCGUGAUUAUAGUGACCAUCUUGCUCUUGUCCGUGCUUAUGAAGGCUGGAGAGAUGCUGAAAAAGAUCUUGCUGGAUAUGAAUACUGCUGGAAGAAUUUUCUUUCUGCACAAUCAAUGAAAGCUAUUGAUUCUCUUCGAAGAGAGUUCUACUCUUUACUUAAGGAUGCUGGCCUUGUUGACAGCAAUGCUGCCAUUUACAAUGCUUGGAGUUACGAUCAUUGUCUACUUCGAGCAGUUAUUUGCUAUGGACUAUACCCUGGAAUCUGCUCGAUUGUGCAUAAUGAGAAGUCAUUCUCAUUGAAAACGAUGGAAGAUGGCCAGGUGUUUUUGUACUCUAACUCUGUUAAUGCACGGGAUUCUAAGAUACCAUUCCCAUGGCUAGCUUUCAACGAGAAAAUUAAAGUGAACUCUGUUUUUCUUCGGGAUUCUACAGCUGUCUCUGACUCAGUACUGCUGUUAUUUGGUGGAAGCAUUUUGAAGGGCGAUAUGGAGGGCCACUUGACAAUGUUGGGUGGAUACCUAGAGUUCUUUAUGAGCUCUGCAAUAGCAGAAAUGUUCCAAACGUUAAGGAGAGAGCUUGACGAGCUAAUUCAGACCAAACUCCUAUAUCCGAGGAUGGAUUUACAUGCAUAUCACGAACUUCUGUCUGCAAUACGGUUGCUUCUCUCAGGGGAUCAAUGCAGUGGUAAAUUUGUUUUCAACCGUCAGUUUCUACAACAAUCCAAGCCAUUUGUUGCUGCAUCAUCACCCGCAGCAGCCUUGAUAUCAAGAACCGAAAGUGGUCCCGGGGGCGAUAACUCUAAGAGCCGACUACAGACUAUACUAAGCCGAGCAGGCUAUGCAGCCCCUGUCUAUGAGACAAAACAACUUGGUAACAACCAGUUUCGAGCAACAGUGGAGUUCAACGGGACACAGAUAAUUGGCCGGCCAUGCAAUAACAAGAAACAAGCAGAAAAAGAUGCAGCAGCCGAGGCUCUGGAUUGGUUGUUAGGGGAAAACCGAGCAACAAAUGGUAAUGUUGAUCAGAUAUCAAUGUUUCUGAAAAAGAGCAAGACAGAUCACAGUUGAAGUUGUGAACUUAUGAUAUAAAACGGCGGCCACCAAGUGAUGUGUGCUCUAAGCACAGCCUCAUCAUAUUAUUCGUCUUGUGACACCGAGGCAGUGGUAUGUCAGUGCCUGAUUUUGGAACGAAACAUCACGUGGGCAUGCCAAUCCCCGGAGGGGACUGACUUUGCUAAUUUGGUGAAAGAGUCGGUAUGGGUAUGGAGCAAGCGGGGAGUUGCGUGUGUUCAAGAUAACGAGAUACCAGUCACUUAGUAGGCAAUGGCAUGGCUCACUCAGCUAUUUCAUAAACAACUACAUGGUGGCAUCAUAAAGAUGUGUGGUUGGGCGUGGGGUGGAGUGGGGUGGGGU